AUGGGAUCCAGAUUUCGCAGUCUCAAUCCCGUCUUCAGGUCAUACCUUCAUCGCAAUACUCUUCGCCCUUCAGCCUCUACUACUUUUGUGAAUCGCCCUUCCUCCGUUUGUUUACUCCCCGACCCUCCCCAGUCCAAAAUCCCCAUUCGCUGGCAUUUGGGCCACUCUCACUCCGACGCUCACCACCACCACGUCGGUCAUACUUCCGAUGCCUCUGCCGCCGGCCAGGAGGGUGAUAAAAUAUUCCGCCUCGGCUUGGCCGCUGAUAUUGGGUUGUCCCUCGGGAAGGCCUUUACUGGAUACCUCACCGGGAGUACCGCUAUCAUUGCCGAUGCCGCUCAUUCUAUCUCUGACGUGGUUCUUAGUGGAGUUGCCUUGUGGUCAUUCAGGGCUGGGAUGGCUCCUAGAGACAGAGAACAUCCUUAUGGACACGGUAAAUUUGAAAGCCUUGGUGCACUUGGAAUUUCUUCCAUGCUUCUGGUCACUGCUGGUGGCAUUGCUUGGCAUGCUUUUGAUGUACUUCAUGUUUUGGUGUCUGCUGCUCCUGUUGCGAUAGACCAUUCAUCUACCAUUGAAGGUCUGCAUAACAAUGCCCAUGGCGGGCAUCAUCAUGGGAUUGACAUGGAGCACCCAUUCCUUGCAUUGAGUAUGGCGGCUGUGUCCAUAUCAGUUAAAGAAGGACUGUACUGGAGAACAAAAAGAAUCGGGGAGAAAUUAGGCAGUGGACUCAUGAAAGCAAAUGCAUGGCAUCAUCGUGCAGAUGCCAUUUCCUCAGUUGUUGCUCUCAUCGGGGUUGGAGGAACCCUCCUUGGAAUUAAGUUCCUGGACCCCGUUGCUGGUCUGUUUGUCUCAGGCAUGAUACUGAAAGCUGGAUUACAGACUGGAUAUCAGAGCAUCUUGGAACUGGUGGAUGCUGCACUUCCUGCAGAACAUUUGGAACACACAAGACGAACGAUCCUACAAGUUCCAGGUGUUACAGGAUGUCAUCGAUUGCGGGGAAGAAGGGCUGGUUCGUAUCUGUUUUUAGAUGUUCAUAUAGAGGUUGAUCCUUUUUGUAGUGUUAGUGCUGCUCACGGGAUUGGUGAAAGUGUCCGCAAGGAAAUCCACACCUCCCAUCCUGAGAUAGCUGAGGUUUUCAUCCAUAUAGACCCUGCUUUUCUGGAGUCGCCACCCAAAAUGCAGAAAGGUCAAAGUACAUAUCUGGAGGACAAAGACGUUGAAGCUAUCAUAAACAGUAUUUUGUUAACGAAGUUUAAUGAGAACAUGAAGGUUGAACGGGUGACACGUCAUCUAAUCAAUGGCAAGAUUUUGCUUGAGAUUGAAGUUGAUAUGCCUGCGAAUAUCUUAAUCAGGGAUGCAAAGGUAGUAGCAGAAGAAGCAGAGAGAGAGAUCUUAAAGGAAACCUCGGAUGUCAGUCGAGUAUCCAUGCAGUUACGACUGGGUACCCCAAUGCCCAAAUUCACAACCGGGAAAGUGAAUGCCAUAUAUCGAGGGGCAUAG
Molecule: messenger RNA, 1500 nt
Organism: Linum trigynum
Lineage: Eukaryota; Viridiplantae; Streptophyta; Magnoliopsida; Malpighiales; Linaceae
Source: the annotation of a GenBank genome assembly